This is a messenger RNA of Ustilago hordei, 321 nucleotides long. RefSeq lists its product as uncharacterized. The transcript has a single exon. Bases 1 to 321 code for a protein of 106 amino acids. Lineage: Eukaryota; Fungi; Basidiomycota; Ustilaginomycetes; Ustilaginales; Ustilaginaceae. The record is from RefSeq and is a predicted model, not a curated record.
AUGGCAUCAGAUUAUGAAGUGCUUUGUGCUGCACUAUGCAAAAGACAGGACAGCAUGACCACUCGGACAGAUCAUAGGGCUGGCAAUGUCAAGGUAGCUCAAGUGAACCUAGCCAACAGACAAGUCCAAAAUGAAGAGGCAUACUGCCGAGGUAAACCCAGACCUGAAUCCGACGUUGCUACCACUGCAACGCCAAGAACCACAUAUCCAGGUAUUGCCCAAAGAAGAUCCAAGAGGGGAUGUCCACAACAGACCCCACCUCAAACCAGACACCCACAUAGGACAGGUGCACCAUCGAAUCUGCUUACCAUGUCUCCCUAG